This is a messenger RNA of Psylliodes chrysocephalus, 6657 nucleotides long. The record is from the annotation of a GenBank genome assembly. NCBI's taxonomy places the organism in Eukaryota, Metazoa, Arthropoda, Insecta, Coleoptera, Chrysomelidae.
UCGCCCCUCGCUGCGGGCGAGCGAUAGACAGAGACAGUUGUUCACUGUACUUGGGUUUCUGAACUGAACUGCACAGUACAGCUCUGUGUGUUGUGUGUGUUAUUCUACUUUACUUUACUACGACUUUCGUGCCGUGUAUUUAGAAUCGAAUAUCAAAAUCAAGAUUCACGAUAUUUAUACACACCGGUGUGUGCGUUGAUUCUAUUUUAGUGUAAUCCUAAUUAAUAUUCACUGAGUGAUAUUUAGUGACAUUUGUUUAGUGGUAACGCUACGACUAGCGGAGGAAUUUAGGCGUUCAUAUCAUAGCCAGACAACGUUGUCUGAUUGAACUGUUAACAAUGCUUUCACAAUAUGUCUUCAUUGCAGACUGGGGAAACAAUUAAAAGUGAGUCAGACGACGAAUUUUCCCCUCUAAGGUGCUGGGAGUGCAACGUCAACUUCACUUCCAAGCAUUUUUUAUACUCGCAUCUGUUCCAUCAUAUCCGUCAACCUUACGUUAUCCUCGAACGCGUGCAGCUGCCGCCCCUUAAGCUCACUCUCAAGAGUAAAAGCGGUAACAAUUUCGAAAUAGUGAACAAUAACUCCCCCAAGGCCGAAAAUAUCGAUUCCCCUACAAUAGAGAACGCAGAGUUCUCAAACUCUUUCACGAUUGUGCCCAAAACGGAAGACCUCGAGGAUUCCGCUGGGGCUCAGAGCGCAACGCUCAGCAAUAUUUCUGAUACAUUAGUUAAAACAGACAGCAACCUGGCAGUUAUUAAAGAAGAGAUAGAGGCAGAGCCGGAAAAAGCAGCUAGCGAACCUUUGGAGAAGUUGAACAGCUCUGAAGAUAACGCUGCUGAUAACGGCGAAACUUUAUCUCCUGAAUUCUCAAACGUGGAUGAGCUUCUGCAAGAAUCUCCAAGUGCGAGCGACAGCGGUUGUCCGUCCUCCGAGAAAAAUACGGAUACCAUUUCUACCGGUAAUUCCAACAGCGAAAGCGGCACGUCAGACUAUGGAAGCAUACCCGGUGCCGAACCCACUCCACCCCCGGAACCGACGGUGGAGUACCCCAAAAUCAGGAUCAAAACCACCGGGUUGCUUAAAGAGCCGACAUCGUUGACAAUAACCGAGAUUACCGACGACAAUCCCAAUGGAGAUCCCAGCUUCACAGGAGAUCCUUUUUUUCCAGAACCAACUCAGGACGCAUCCAACCUGUGGUCCUCCUCUUCGAACAUGGAAGAUCCACUCAAGUUACCAGAUACCGACGACAACAAUAUUUUGUCUCUGUUCAACAACAACGAACGGGCGAAGGAUUUGGGAUUUCACACCAGCGAUAGCGAAUUUAUUUCGCUGGAUAGGUUGGAAGACAGGAAUCGAGGAGCAAUGCAAGUGUACAAUCCGCAAAACCAGAACUCUUCUAAUCCCUUGGACAGUCUGACCGGCCUGCCAAUGCAAGCAUUGGCACAGCAAGUGUCUAGAUUGCAACAAUCUUCUUCUUCGUCCGGGAUGCACCAGCAGAAUGUUCUUAUCAACAUACAGCAGUUUCCAUCAGGUCCACCGCAACCUGCUUAUCAACCUCCACCAAUGUAUCCGUACCCACAACAACCGAUGCAUCAUCCGUAUCAAUACCAGCAACCUUACAGACCACCGUACUACCCUCCCGGGCCUCCAGGCUAUCCGCCUCAACACAUGCCUCCACCACCGCAACCGCAGUUGACGCCCAUGGGCCAACCGCCUAUGAACCAACCGCAGAUGAAUCAACCGCCCAUGAAUCAAUCUCAAAUGAAUCAAAACCAAAUGCCGCCGUCAUCACAACCUCAAAAUAUGAACCAGCAGAUGCAACAGCAGGGAACGCCUUAUAGGCAACCGAUGCCUCCAAGACAGCCUCCUCCUAGACAACCGCCGCCUGGAAACCGGAUGCCGAACGGUCCUAGGCCGCCAAUGGGUCAACGUCAACCCGUUACGAGACCCAGAGCACCGAUGGUGCGUCCUCGCGGUGCGACGGGAAUGACAGCCGUCAGAUCCGUCAGGCCGAGGAUGUCGACGCCGCAAAACGGCGUCCGACCGCUAACAUCACCUGUUAAACGUAAUCCCGAGCAAAUGCAGCAGAUGCAGGCGAAGAAGAAACGUUUCGAUAUGUUGACGCCCGACAAAGACGACGACGAUUGUCAGGUGAUUUGUAUGCAGCCGAAGAACACCGACGGGGGGCUGCCCCAAAUCGAAAGUGUGCAGGGCGGUCAAUCUGAACCACCAGAAAGCAGUAUUAUGCAUCUAUCCGAUUCUAUUACGCUAAGCGUACGAAAUCCACCGCCGAAACCCGUAGAACAACCAAAGAAGUCGGACGCCAAAGCCGUGGCUAACAUUUUGGCCACCAGAGGUAUAACUGUGACGGCCACUGCGAAACCUAAAGAGAAACCGGAAACGGCUCAGAAACCGACCUCCCCUCUACCGGCGUCGUUGAAUUUGAACGGUGCCGUCAGUAUUAUUCCGGCAGCCAAGAGUAACGGAAAUGGACCUAAGUCAUCCACCGAAUCUUUGCCAACGGUAGACCUAACCGACGAUUCCCCUUCAGCUGGACAACCGUCCGCCUCAUCACCCCAAAAACAGCGACCGGGCCUGCCGUUCCGUUGCGAUCUGUGCCCCGCUCAGUACCCCAACGCGGCCGGCCUUAACAAGCAUCGACAAACGUAUCACAAGACCACCAGCGGUAUGGCCGAAUUGGGAAUACCCGUCAUCAAUCUCAAAACGCCCGGCGUCAUGCAGAAAAUGACCGCGAUGGGAGUAUCCAACUACAUUCCGUUAACUUCGCAGGGCGCAGACGGUACUUUCGUGAUACCAAUCAUUAACAGUAGGAACCCAGCGAACCUUUCGAACAUUGGGUCGACUACAAUGAUUUCUUUGGGACCCAUCAGGAGCAUACCGCGGCCGCAGAAUCCGGGUAAUGCAAAACAGAAUAACUCUCCGAAAUAAGUUGGUGAUUUUAUGAGAGUAGAGAACUAAAGUCUUUGGAGAUAUUGAAAGAACGUGCGGUUCUUGAUGUAGAGCUGGCAUUUAAAUGUGAUUUGGUCGUUCUGUGCAAAGCGGAAUGGUGGCCGUUGGCUCUCGACUGUAAAAAAUAGGCCGUGCGUUUUAUUUGCGUCAGGUUUUACGCGACGUUGAAUUGAACGGCUGGAUGAUUAUUUUAAAAAGUCUUUUCGUGCCGUUGUAUUGUUUGUUCAUAGAUAUAUCGUUGGUCUUCAUACUCUGUUUAUACAUCGAUAAUCGAAGGUUUAUGCAUACAUAUUGUAGUAUCCAUAGUCUCAAAAAUGUGGUUACGUUACUCCAAAGAAUCAAGAACGUUUUAGCGCAUUUUUUGGUGAUUUUAAACUGCAAAGCCAACAUGACAACGAAAUGAUAUUUUAAUUUUUUUACUCUUAUAAAUAAUGCAUUUAGAUAUUCAAAACAGUCUAAUACAUUUUAAAUUACUUGCGAAUUACCAUUAAUCCAUAUCCUUUUGUAUGCUUUUAAAUCAGAUAUUUAAUUUUUUUAUGCUAGCAAUAAAGUUGCGAUUUUCAAUCAAAAAUUGCUAUUUUUAUGUUAAAGCAUUGCAUCAAUCGUUUUUUAUGUAUUGGCAACACUGUCUAUUACAUAUUAUCUUCAAGAUAUAAGUAUAUUCAACCCCUUUUGCCAUUUAAAGUAUCUGAAAAAUAAAUAAUAGUUUUACGAUUGGGUGCUGGAGUUUAGACACUUGAAGAAAUAACAUUUUCUGGCUGAGUAUGAAAUCAAACGGUAUAUCUAUGAACAAUACCAUAAGGAGUACUAAAAUCGUUCUGAUUAAAUUCGAAUGAUUUAUCACUUUGACGUAUCUAGUAAUUGUAAUAAAUAUUCAAUGUUAAAAUCAUCGUUUUCGUGCUAUUUGAUGGAUAAUGGUUGCUGUAAACAACUUACCGGAUAAAAAUGAUGAUAUUAAAACAGAACAAAUUAAAACUUAUCUAUUAUUUUAUCUAUCAAAUAUAUUCAUAUAUUAUAUUGACAUCUUUCUGUGGAGAUAUUCUCUUAUUUGUUCAUUUUUGUGUUCGAGGAUUGUGCAAAAGUCACGAAAGGUUUAAACUAUUUUUUUUUUGACAAUACAAUCCCGAUUGCAAUUUUUUUUUGUCUGUUUCGAAGUCAGUUACGGCCCUGCGAAGUUGUGUUCUAUAAUUUUAUCUCAAAUGAGUAUGUAGUAAAACAAAGAUUUACGAAUUUAAUGUAAAAAAUAAAUUUAGUUUCUUAGUACAUCACUGCAAAAUAAUCUAGCGGUGUUAAAUCCGGCAAACGAGUAGGUCAAUUGAAUGAAAAUUAUUCUUAUGAUUUACAUGAUGGUUCGUGCAAUAAGUUUAAAUUAUUUUUCUCAAGCUUAACUUUUAUAUUAGUCCAUUUGCACCGCUUGUUAAAAAAUAAGCAGAGCUUAAAAUGACAUUUUUAUUAGGGAAAUGUCAUUUUAAGUUUGGCUUAUUUCUUAACCACUAGAGGUGAAAAUUGCUCAUUGUGUUGGAUGGAAUAUACCUGUGAUUUUUUGAUGGCAAAUUUAGAUGUUUAAUUUGCUGCAAGAACGUCUUAACUGAAAAAUUGUAAAAAAACGCUCUAUUAUCUGGUCAAUUUUCACAUCUGAAUUUUCUAUAAUUGCCGUUAGAUCUCGCCUAACUCGGUACAAAAGGUUUUCUUCUAAUCUCAAUGAUAUAAUUUCGUUUAAUUUCUGUUGUUAUAAGUAACUGUUGUGAUAGAACCGUCUCUCAAAUGUUUAAAACAUUGUGACUACACUUUUGCUAUAAUACGUUACUCGAUUAGAUCAUAUUUUUGAAUUUUAUUACUCUCCUGUAAAAACAACAUUUUUGUGUUAUGACAUUCUUGCAACAAAUAAGCGUUUGUUACAUGGUUUUUCCAUCUACCCUCAUAAAUAUGCUCCAAUAAUUAUUUGGCAAGUAACUGUGCAAUAAACUCAAGUAAUAGUGACUUCUCUUGGGUUAUUCCAUUCCAUUGAUGAGGUGUGGUCGCAUAAAAUAACGACAACAAAAAAUAGGUAAAAUAAUUUCCUAAAAUGAAAACAAACCAAAGAAAAAUUGAAUAAACACGUACAACCUGGCUAAAUUCGACCCUGCGCUCUCUGGCCAGCCGGGAGAUUGUCUUAUAACACUCUACCAUUAGGGCACUUAAAGUCCUGUGAAUAUGAAAUUAAUUAUAAUCAAAAUAUUUAGAGCGAACCAAGAUAUCUGGAUUCAUUUCAUUUUUGUUUUGGAAUCACUGAAGAAAAUUUUUAAAUAAUCUGGAUAUCUUGGUUGGAUUUGAAUAUAAUCGAUUCUAAUAAAUUUAUCGUUCGCAAGACAUUGCCCAGAUGAUCUAGCAGUUAAGACAAUAGCAUGGGAUGACAGAGACAGCAGGUUCGAAUCCUGUCUGGAUGAACUUAAUUUUUUCAUUAGGCUAGUUUGUUUAUGAAUUUAUUUCUAAAUUUUCAUAACUGACAAAUUCAUUUCUCCCUUUCUUAACAAAUACAAAAUAGUUUUGACCCAGUUAAAUAAUUUAAAUCCUUCGUGACUUUGGAUACUGACCGACCAGUACAAAAAAAUAUCAUGUUCUGUUCGUUUGUUUUUUCUUUUAAUUGUUAUAAACAAAUUCACUAUAUAAAUGAGUGUUGAAAAGAACAAAAUGUGUCUUGACUCGUUUAUGUAAUUUUGUGUUCUAUGAACGCGUUCCAUGUAUAUAUUGUAUAGUUAUUUUUAUCAAGUCUGCUUUAGUUGGUAGUAACUUUUGUGAAACUGAGCGUUAUAGAUCUUUUAUUUCGAUUUUAGAAACCGUUUUCAAGUGAUUGUUAUCGUGUCCAGUGAAGAAUUGUUAAAAUAUUUUUAUAAUCCAGUUUUUUACCAUUUUUGUUCAGUUUAAAGGUAAAAUUUGAUUUUCUAUUUGACUUGCGAUUUGAAUCACUUGAGGUUAACUUUCACCAUACACUGUCUCAAACUAUUUAAACCAGGCAUGUGCAAUUUACGAAGAAUCUAAAGGUACGUUUACAUCUGACAUUUAUUGCCUGAUAUUUAUGUCUGACAGUUGUUUAGUCCAGUGUAAACACUCAAACAUAUAUCUCCGAGAGAAAUUUUUGUGUGUUUACACUGCACUAAACAACUGUCAGACAUAAAUAUCAUGCAAUAAAUGUCAGAUGUAAACGUACCUUAAGGUUGGGAUAGCAAAACAAAAAUACGUUGUGGGUCUGAGCUUCUUUAGUACCAUAGACGUUUUAUAGUUUUUAUUGAGUGGCAGCUCAGGAAUUCUUUUGUGCGAACUUGACAUAGUGACAUUGAAUAAGAAGCGCCGACUGGCAGUUGAAAGACCUAUAACUGUUAUCCCCGUGCUCUGCGUACUGAAAAUGUAUACAGGGUAUUUCAAAACAUUGAGUCUAUUUUUAACAUGUCAUAAACGCUGAAAAUCACUGCACAAUAUAAAUUUGUAAAUUAUAACAAAGCACUAAACUAGAAUUCAGAUUAGAUCUAGUAAAGAUGCUCAAUUGCAUUACAUACAACUCAUGAACUUUGUAUAAAGUUUUUUUAAUUUUAAUUUUGCUAAAACAGCUUGAGAAGGAAUGUUAGAAAGUUAACCGAAUUUAAACUUUUGAGUUUUCUAAAUUUAGACUGAUUAAUUUUUAAUUUGUGCAAUCUUUGCGAAAACUAGGUU